Messenger RNA from Hyla sarda, 1763 nucleotides. Its product is annotated as dual specificity protein phosphatase 22-A-like. The transcript has 7 exons. Gene Ontology annotation, biological process: regulation of cell population proliferation; protein dephosphorylation; transforming growth factor beta receptor signaling pathway. Gene Ontology annotation, cellular component: cytosol. Lineage: Eukaryota; Metazoa; Chordata; Amphibia; Anura; Hylidae. The record is from RefSeq and is a predicted model, not a curated record. Gene Ontology annotation, molecular function: protein tyrosine/serine/threonine phosphatase activity. Bases 296 to 823 code for a protein of 175 amino acids.
UGAAUGCGCCUUGAAUAUCUUCAAGGCAGCAUUAAGGUAGCACCUGUGAGGCCAGGCACCCAUAUUAGCCAACUCAGGUGGGGCUUGCAGCUUGCCUCCCUCCUCCCAUUGCAUGUGUGCUCAGUCACGCUGGAGGGUAUCUGGGAGGAAGUUGUGAGUCAACCGAAUGCUGCCGUAAUUGCCCACUGGCCCCUGUUUUGCUUAUCAAGCACAGGUUCUGGAUGGGCUAUAUCUGGGAAAUAUACGUGAUGCUGAGGACAAAGCGACUUUGAGCAGACAUGGCGUCACACACAUUAUGUCCAUCCAUAACAAUGCUAAGCCUUUACUGCCGGAAAUGACCUAUCUGUGUAUAGCGGCCUCUGACUCAGAGCGACAGAAUUUGAUUCAGUUUUUUAAGGAGAGCAUCAAGUUUAUUCAUGAAUGUCGUCUAAAUGGAGGCAGCUGCCUUGUACACUGCUUGGCAGGAGUAUCUCGCAGCACCACCAUCUUGAUUGCCUAUCUCAUGACGGUGACAUCAUUCGGCUGGGAGGAAUGCCUGUCUGCUGUAAAAGCUGUAAGGUCGUAUGUGGGUCCGAACCUUGGAUUUCAGCAGCAGCUGCAGGAAUAUGAAAUGACGUUACUGAAAGAGCACAGAAUGUGGCUGCGGCAGGAGUACGGAGGAAGCCCUUUCAAAGAUCAAGAAAAAGUCAUGAGAUUAUUGUCAGAACAAGAGCAGAAAGAGCAACUAAGGCAAACACAGAGCCAUUGGAUCAAUCGGCCUGGAACAGACUAUUCGCUGCCUUACAAAGCAUAUGGCUCCAGAAACAGGUGGAACAACAUAUAGGACAUGUGGAAGGACAUGCAAUAACCAACAAGAUGGCUUUUGUGCUUCACUCCCUUCAGUGGGGAUCAGACAUCAGCAGCUAGAAAGACUGACAAUUCAUCACAACAUACUAAAAAGUCUGAUAUACUUUUCUGAUACACUGAUUUCUGCUCUCAGUGAAUAGAAACAUUUUGGUUUCUAUUCAGAAACAAAAACAUUUGUCCAGAUCGAAUACUUCUCACAGCUGAGGAUUUGAUUAUGUGUAUUAGGUCAGUUUAGGAGAUCAGCAGCAUAUUACCGUCCUGGACUACAGACUGAUAUGUUUUAGGCUGCACUCACACUAAGUUUUGUCCAUACGGGGACCGAAUGCGGGAGGAGGAUUUCAUAUCCCAGCCGGACCCGGCUCCGAUCUCAUUCAUUUGAAUGAGCCGACCGGAGUCAGAUAGAUAGACUCGUAUUGUUUUUUUUGGCCGGACUGAAAACCGUGGUCUGCUGCGGUUUUCAGUCCAGCCAGAAAACAAUAUACGGGGCAAAAAAGAGCCGACCGGAGUCACUAUCUGAUGCCGGUCGGCUCAUUCAAAUGAAUGAGAAGGGGGUCGGGUCCCCAAGCUGGAUCCGGUCCCCGUAUGGACAGAACGUAGUGUGAACCCAGCCUUACAUCCGUCAAUUAAUUGUAACAACCCUGAGAUAAGUGAGCAGGACUAAGCCAGGAACAGUUUUCAGCCUCCGAAUGUAUCUGUUCGCUGACAGCAAGUAGAGAUCUGUGGUGAUAAUUUGAAGCACAAUCAAUUUUGGAAAGUUAAAAAACGUCUUAUCGUGUAAAGAGGUACCUCAGUACUUUAAAACAGAUUACUAUCUACAGGACAGGGAAUAACUGUCUGAUCGAUGCUGAGACACCCCACGAUCUCCAAGAUGGGGCUCUGACUUGCCUUGUGCAUGGAGCGGUGGGGUCAGCACACUC